AAUUUUCAUUUAUAUAAAUAUUAUAUUCAAUUAAUAACUGUUUACCUAUUUAAAAUUCAUUAAAUUUAAAACGGAUAAUAUUAAAAUAUGAUUUAUCAAUUUAAAAUAUUACUCUUUGCAAGUUGCAUUAUAUCAACUUUAUGCUUUCCGAAUAGCUGUGGACCAUCAAAUACUAAAGUUACUUCAAGUAAAAUGCCGGAAAACGAUCAUGUAACUGUCUUAAAUAUUUUUGAGCCUCGAGUGAGAAAUAAAUUAUUAUCAGUACGUCAAAAUGGUGAUGAAUUUAUUUAUUUCAAGGAUUUUGUUUGUGUUUAUAUAAUAAUACAUGGAAUAGAUAUCACUGAAGGCUCUUUUAGAGAAGCAAAAUGGAGUAGGAAUAAUAUUGCAAUGACAAUAGACGAAGCAAUGGUAUUAUACCGUGAUAUUAUUAAUGAACUUUUGAAUGGAUUAGCUGAUGAAUUGCGAAGUAAAACAAAUAAAUACGGAUAUAUUCCUAUGGGGGUAGCAAGUUUUAUUUUUAAGCUACAUAAAUUAGAUGAAGAAAUACUAGCGAAAACUCUAUAUAAAUUGGAUAGGACACCCGAUCACUUACUUAAAUGCCAAGAUAUCAUAAAACUCUUAAAAUGAAAUGUAUUACAUUAUUUAUAUGUAAAGAUCUAUAAAUAUACUUUUACUUGAGUGUUUCUUGUUUUAAUUAUUUUAGCUUCGAUGUGAAGUAGAGAUAGAAUUAAUUUUACUAUGAUGUGUUUUUUUUUUUGUUUGUUGCCACUUUUUUUCAGAUCUGUAAUGAUAUACAUAGUACAUCAUUAAUGUUAUAAUGUAUUAUUUAAAACUUUAAUCAAUCAAUCAUACAUAAAUGAAAUGUAUAACAAUAAAAAUAAUAUAUAUAUAUAUAUAUACGUACCUUUUAAAUGUUUAAAUAUACUAGUGAAAUUUCGUAGAAAAAAGGAUAUAUUAAUUAUAUAAAACAAACAGGAAAGAAUAAACAAUAUGUAAUGGUAGCACACAAGAUGAAGGGUAAUAAACUAUGUCUAAAUUAUUAUAUAAGGUAUGAUAGUAUUUUAUCAUAUGUAGAUCAUUAUUGAUGAAAAUGUAAUAAAUAACAUCUAAUAAAUUACGAUUAAUAAAGAAAUAAUAGUGGCGUCGGUGAUCACUUCUUGCCUUUGAACCACGAUCAAAUAUAAUAUAAAAAGCCAAAAACAAAGACCAUUCUGAGACAGAUGCAGUCAGAUAUUCAUAAUAUCGUGCGUAGUGAGUACACUACGCUCGAUCAUUCCACACAACGAAAUAUAUGCAAGAAGUGAUCCAUCGUCUUCGCAAUUAUAUUUGUGCAAAAAAUACAACAUCUAUUCAUUUAAGAGUAUC
Molecule: messenger RNA, 1365 nt
Organism: Daktulosphaira vitifoliae (grape phylloxera)
Lineage: Eukaryota; Metazoa; Arthropoda; Insecta; Hemiptera; Phylloxeridae
Exons: 4
Coding region: 88-627 (179 amino acids)
Source: RefSeq, a predicted model, not a curated record